Molecule: messenger RNA, 185 nt
Organism: Racocetra fulgida
Lineage: Eukaryota; Fungi; Glomeromycota; Glomeromycetes; Diversisporales; Gigasporaceae
Source: the annotation of a GenBank genome assembly
GAAAUAACAGUGAAAUAGAUGAUGAUGUCAUCGUUCCAGAUGGUCUUCGCAAAAAUUAUCCAAAAAAUAUUGAAUUUGAUCAGUUACCCAAUCGUAUCAAUAAAUUGUUUCCGCAAUUGUUUGAAAUCGUAACUAAAAAAACGAAAAGUACUUAUAGAGAUUUAGCAAUGGAAGUAUAUAAUGAG